Messenger RNA from Rodentolepis nana, 405 nucleotides. Lineage: Eukaryota; Metazoa; Platyhelminthes; Cestoda; Cyclophyllidea; Hymenolepididae. The record is from the annotation of a GenBank genome assembly.
AUGGCAAAGGAGGAGGCAACGCUUAGGUGCGCUCACUGCCAUGCAGCUUGUGAAACGCCUCAAGUUGUACCCUGUGGAGAUAUCGUUUGCAGUCAACACUUUCCUUCCAUUACUCGUGAGCAACUAUGCUCCAUCUGCAAAAAUAACUUCGAUUCUGAACAAGCACUUCCCAUUUGCCUACUAAAAGAUCUUGAAGAAUCGUUACAACCUGGGAGUGAAGUCUCAUCCGACACAAAGAAUAUUUGGUUUGGAAUGGGGGCAAAGCGUGGGCGGGAACGGUAUUCCUCACCGCCGUGUGAUGGCUGGCUAUUCUGUGGUCAUGAGGUUUGCUAUCUCAACCACCAAAAAUCGAUGGGUCUGAAACGCGGACGGCAAGAAACAUUAGCCAAACCGAAUGGAGAUUAA